Molecule: messenger RNA, 5251 nt
Organism: Paramecium sonneborni
Lineage: Eukaryota; Ciliophora; Oligohymenophorea; Peniculida; Parameciidae
Source: the annotation of a GenBank genome assembly
AUGAAAAAAUUCUGUGGAUAUUUGUUUAAAGUUCAUAAUUUGAAAAAAAAUUCAAAGACGAAAGCAUUUUGUUUGAUUAGCAUAGGAUUGUUAGAAAUUUACUGUGGUGUUUUAACUUUGUAAAAUUUGAGAUUAUUUUAAGAGAAAUGGAAUAUAGAGAAUUAGAAAAUAAGAUUUUAAGAUAAGGUACAAUGGAUGAUUAUUUGUAAAUACUAACUUACUUUGAUGUUGAGAAAUUAUGUCAAUAAAGCACAAUAUUAUUAAUAACAAUAUUAAUAAUAGGUUGUUGUUUUCCUUUGGUGUAUUUUAUUUUAGGAAUAAUGAGCAACAAGAAGGAGAGAGUUGAGAAAAAUUAAUCAGCUUCUUUAAAAGUAAGAAAUACAUUUAGCAUCUAGUUAUUGAGUUAGUUAAUCGAUAUAUAUUACUGGUGCUUAUUCUAGCCUUUUAUUUAAGUUCAAUUUGAAGUUUUACUACUUAAUAAUAAAAUUUUGGAUUGGAAUUAAAUGUUAUAGGAUAAUUAUACUAAUGUUGCUCUUUUAUUUGCCCUUUCAUUAGUUGGGUUAUUUUUAAAUUCUAUAAUGAUGAUAUCGAUUUUACUCUUUUUUUAUAAAAAUGUCAAUUUUAGGAUUGAUUUAUUAAGUUGCAGUAAUAAGUAAAUAAUGUUGAAUGUUUGUAUAUUAAAAAUUGUAAUUUGCAUAUUCAAUAGUAUUCAUGUUUAAUCAACUACUCAUUAUGUAAAAUAAAUACUAUAAUUAGGUAUCAUAUUUGAUUAUUUUAAUUUUAAUGACUUCAAAAUUAUUGUAAAACUAAUUUUUUGGAAAUGAUACUCCAUCAUUUUAUUAUUUUCGAUUAAAUUAAUUUUAUUAGCAUUUAAUGUUCAGUUUAUUAGGUUUAUUGUUUACAUUUUUAAUAGAAUUGAUGGUAGUAUAUUUUAAUAAUGAAGUUAACGAUUUCUUAUGCAUUAUUUCAAUAUGUGUAUUUUUGAAUAUUUUAGGAAGCAUUUUUCAAAAUAAAAUAGUUUUUUUUUAUUUGUUAUAACAAAAGAUUUCAGAUUAAUUAACAUUGAAUAAAAUUUAUUAUUUUUAUCAACUUAAUACAUAAUCAGAGGAUAAAAAACAUAUAAUAAUUGGUUUAAUAGAUAAACAUCUUAAAGAUGGUUGUAUUUCAAAAUUAGAAAGAAAAUACUAAACAUAAGAUUAAUCAAAAGAUCCAUUAUUAGAUUCUACUUCAAUAGGAUACUGUUUUUGUUAAUAACAUCAGUUUUAUGAUCCUAGAAGAAGAGUAUUUAUAAAUAGUUAAAAAUCAAAAGUUUAAUAACAUUAUAAAUCAUUCUUCAAAUUUGAGAUUAAAUCUUUAUAUGAAUAAUGCAUAAUUUAAAAUAAAGAAAAUCAUUAGAUAAGAUUAUCAUAUUCAAGACAUCUAUUUUUUUCAAUUUAAAAUAAAUCUUAAGCAUUAUUAUAAAUGUCAAUUUUAAAAUAAAAAUUAAAUAAAUUAUCAUUUUUUGAGAAAGUGAAUUUUCAUUUAUUAUUAAUGAUGAUGUAAAAUAAAAUAAAAAUGCAAAAUUCUAAUAGUUAUAGAAAUUAUUUAGAUUUUGAAUAUGUAAUAGAUAUAGAGAUGAUUGUAAAGAAAAUAAAAAUAAAAAUUCUAGAUUUAAUUUAAAAUUAUCUAAAAUAUUGGAAUACAAUUAAUUUAGAAAAGAUUGAUGAAUCUGAUUUAAUAAAAUUAGAUAAAAAGAUACAAAUAGGAAUAUUUGAAUGUGAAAAGUUAUGGUUAAAAAUUAAUCAAAAUAAUAAAAACUUUGGAGAUUAAUAAAAUGACAUGAAAUAUUUAAGUAAAAAACCAUAAUGGGAAUUAUUAUAUUUAUGGUAUAAAAGAUAUAUUCUAAAUUAAAAAAUGAAAGGUUAAAAAAUUGAUUAUCAUCCAGUAAGCCAUUUACAUUAGAAUUUCUGUGAUGAAGAUUCAGAUUCUGAUUAUGAAAAUCAUUAUAUGCAAUCUUUUGACCCUAAAAAGGUUUUUCAUUCAAUGACAGCUAUUAUUUUUGCAAAAGAAAAUGGAAAUAUUGUCAAAUUUAAUGAAUAUACAAAAUAGAUUUUUGGAAUUCAAGGAUUAAUUAAUAUUAAUUAAAUAAUUCCUAAUUCUAUGAUUAGAAAUCAUAUGUUAAGAGUUAAAGAAUUUGUUGAAAAAGGAAAAACUAAUUCCUUAUAUACAAGAAAGAAAGUACUUAUUUAACAUCACAAUUCAUAUUUAAUUCCUGCAAAUAAAUAUUUAAAAAUAUCAAUCAAUUAAUUCAUGUUAUUAGAAUUUAUAGCAAUGAUUCGACCAAUUUAACAUGAAUCAUCAGGCAAUUAUUUAAUUAUUAAUGAAGAUUGGGAAAUUGUUUAAGCAACUAAAUAAUUAAAAAAUAUGUUUGAAUCUUAAUUUAAUCUAUUAUUGAGCUGCCCUAAAUUGUUGUUGUAUUCUUAAUAUUAAAAUCUAUUAGAAAAAGAUGAUUAUUCAUUAUUUCAAAUUAAAGGACAUAAAUAUUAUACUCUAUCAAAAUAACAAACAACUAAUAAUGAUUUAUAAAGUAUUAUUUUUGAUAUCAUUAGGAUAAAAGAGCAUGAUAAAUGAUAAUGUAUUUGAUGAAAUUGAUUAAGAAAAAUAAUUUACUGAAUAAUUUAUAAAAGAACAUGAAGAUGAUUUAGAUGAAAGACAAAGAUUGCUGAAUUCUAAUAUUUAAAAUUAAAAUGAACAAUAUUUUUAAAUUUUGAUUAGAAUUCCUAUGCUUUAUUAGAGAAUGAAAGCUGAAUACUUUAAUUUAAUAAUUAAUGCUGAUAAGGAAAAUUUCCAUGAUUAUCCAGAAGAUUCUAUUAUGAAAUAGUAAAGUAUUAUUAUAAGAAAUGGAAGAAAGAAAAUUGCUUUUAAUUUCAAAAUUUUAGUUGAAAAAAUUAACUUUUUAAAAAAAAUUCGUUUAGCUUCUUAAUUAGAAGUUUAUAGUAAAUAUUAUUUAAUAACAAGGGUAUCUUUAUAGAAAAUACUUCUGUAAGGCAGAUCAAUUAAAAAAAGUAAUUCGAGUAGACGCAAAAAUAAAAUUAGAAAAAAAUUAAUUAAUUGAUAAAAUAUAGAUUAUAAAAAUAAAUAGAUUUGAAACAUUUAAUAAUGUAAAAUCUAAAAGAUAAUCUAUGUUACUUAAAGGUGAUAUAAAUAGAAAAACAUUGAGGAUUAAAUUAGAACCUAAAUAAUAAUAAUUCUAAAAUUAAAUUUCUAUAUAAUAUAAUAAUUUACCUUCUAAUAAAGAUAUCAAGAUUCCUCUAAAUGAAAAUUUAACAACAAAUGCUUAUAAAUAUUUAAUAAAUGAAAAUCAAAUGAAAAAUGAUUUUAGUGAAUCUCUAAUACAAGAAAUUUAAAUAAAAGCAGAUUAAAAUUUAUUUUUAAAAGAAGAUCAUAAUAAAAUAAAAAAACAUUUAAAUAAAAUUGAUUAUUUUAAAUGGACAAAUAGAUAUUUCAUGGUUGGAAUGAUUUUACUUACAAUGUUAUCAUUUUCAUAUGGUCCAAAUAUUAGUUAUAAUGAUCUUUAUCUUUUAGGAGUAAUAUUUAUAAUAAUUUAUUAGGGAAAUUCAAGUUACACUGCCGUACUCGUUGCUUAAGAUAUUUCUAUUAUUUAUAACUAAAUUAUUGAUUUAGCACUUUGUAACUAAAAUGCUACUUUAUGUUCUAAUAUCAUAACAUAUACAAGCAGUUAUUAUAAAUAAGAACUUGUAGAUUAAAGAAUUUAACUAGAUCUUUAAAAAAUUAAUAAUAGUCUUAAUUAAUUUUAUACAAGUAAGUACAAUAUACAAACUAUAUAUUCUACUGUUAUUAUAGAACAUGAUCAUGAAGUACAUUAAUAAAAUGUAUUAGAAGAUAUUAAAAACUUUUAAGUUUUAUUAUAAUAGUUUCUUAUAUCAAAUAUAUCAGAAAUUACAUUUGAAUUUGAAUAUUAUUAAAUUCUCUAAUCAAAUUUAAUGCCAGGAUUAUUUGAAAGUUUAAGUUUAAUUCAAAUUGAUUUGCUAAAUGAAAUUUACUUAGAAUUUGAUUUUAGAUCAUCAUUUUUUUUAAUAGAUAUGAUAACUGGCUUUAUGUUUUUAGGUACAUUGAUGGCUAUAAAUUUUUUUAAUGUAUUUAAAAUAAUAGAUUAUUAUUAAACAUUAUAUAGUUAAAUUUAAUACUUUGAUUAAUCAUCAAUUGAAAAUGUUAUACAAUAUUAUAGGAAACUUAGAUAAUGUUUUAAUCUUUUUAAUGAUAUACAAACACAUCAUACAAACAGUAAAAUUAAUAAAUUUAAUGAUAGAUUAUAUUUCAUUUUAAUCAGAAGGAUUUAUAAAAGCAGAAACAGAUUAAAAGAUGACAAUGGCUUUAAAGACAACUAAAUUUGUUGUUUCUAAUUAUUGGUUUAAAUUAAAGUUAAGAUUGAUGUUGUUGUAUUUCAUAUUUAUGUUCCUUUUAAUUGUGAUGGCUUUAACUUACAAUAUUUAUAUGCAAAAAUAUGCAUAUGAUUUAAAAAUUGAAAUAUCUUAGAAUCCUUUUCUUUUUGAAACGAAAAGUCCAUGGGUUUUCACAUUUUCAAAAGAAUUAUAUAUUGAAUCUUUCUAUAAUAUUCAUAACAUAAUAACAAAUGAAUAUAAAGAAUAUUUAGAAGAAUUUGUUAUAGAUGCUUUAAAUACAGAUUCGAGUCGACUUGAAUCAAAAGAAGCAUAAAUCGAUGAUUAUUUUUAUUCAGACAUAUGCAAAUUACUUAUUUCUAAUUUAAGUCAUUGUUAGAAUAUUGCUGAUGGAAUAUUAAAACGAGGAUUAUAACAAACAUUUUAUUUAAUGGGAAAUUUAUUUGAAAGUUAAUUAGAUGAAAAUAAAACAAAGUUUUCUGAAAUUUCUUUUGAUUCAAUUUAUGAAUUAAACUUUGUAUUUAUUAAUAUUUUUAUUAGUUAUAACCAUAUGUAUUUUCUAGUAGGAAAGAGAUGUGGAAAAUUUGGAUAAACAACUUUUCCAAGAUUUUUAAUUAUUAUGUAUUAACAGAAACGUAAUUAAUGUAAAUACAUUAUUAUUAUAUAGAAUUUGUUUUUAUAUUUUUUCUUUUUUGAUUUACAUAACUACUUUGGAAGUAUACUUUGAGGAAUAAUUAAGACUUGAUUAUUAAAAAGUGAGAAGUUAUUAUAAAAGAUAUUUUCCAAAUAAUAUUUUGAAUGAAUAAAAGAGAAUUAAAGCUAUUUUGAAAAAACUAUCUCUAAUUGGUUGA